AUGUCGAGUACUAUUUUGGACACUGGCCUGUCCGUUGUCUACGAGGCUGAGAACUCUCCGCCAAUCGUCGACAUUGUAUUCGUCCAUGGCUUGCAGGGACAUCCGUCCAAGACAUGGACUUACCGCCCCAAGACCUCCGAUACGCUUGAACCGACAGGCGAGAAAGACGAGAAAAGAAGUGGCAUUCGUCGUCUGGCCUGGAAACCACCAAAAGCCUCGCCAACAGGCGGCACGCGAUCAACUGCUACUUCGCUUCCUGAGGAAAAUGACAGCCAGCCUGGGUCAGUGUUCUGGCCUGCCGAUUUGCUUCCCGACAAAUGUCCCGACUCACGCAUUCUCACUUUCGGUUAUGACUGUAAGGUUACCAAGUACAGAGAUGGUGCGAUAAACUAUAACAGCAUUCUCUCCCAUAGCAAGGAUCUUUUAUUUUCUUUACGCAGGGAAAGGCGUCUAAAACACCCGCUGGUUUUCGUUGCUCACAGUCUGGGUGGGAUUGUCGUCAAGGAGAUGCUUGCGAGGUCAUCAUCAUCCCUUGAAGCCGAGCUUAGAGACAUAGUCGAGUCAACUGGAUCGAUCAUUUUCCUUGGUACUCCGCACCGCGGUAGUCAGGAUGUUGCGGCACUCGGCGAAGUGGUGCGGUCUGUCAUCAGCUCUCUCGGCAUGGAGACGACGCCUGCCAUUCUUGAUGCCCUGGGAUUAAAGACGACGGAUUUGUCACGAGCGCAGGAAGACUUUUCCAUACUAUGGCAAAAGCACGACUUUCAAGUCAAAACCUUUCAAGAAGGCCUCAGCUUGGCAAAGAUUGGGAAAAAGGUGGUUCCUGAUUAUUCAUCGUUGAUCGGAGAUUAUCGUGAGCAUGCUGAGACGCUGCAAGCGAACCAUGUGGAAAUGUGUCGGUGUUCGGGAAAAGAUGACCCAAACUAUCAUAAAAUAGCUGGAGAGCUUGGCUCGAUAUACCGUUCCAUCGCGAGAGUUAAAGCAACUGAGGCUCUCCCAGCUCGGCAAACACGAUUUCCCAAGUCAGUAUCGAGUGCCGCCUCCACGAAAGGGAGACUGAGUAACAUCACCAAUGGUCAGCUCUAUGAAGCUUGCCUUGGAUCUCUGUGGUUCCCGGCUAUUCAUAUUCGCUACCAAAGCCUGGAAACCCCGGCAAACCAGACGUGCUCCUGGUUAUUCAACCAUGAGGUGUAUCGAGAUUGGUUCAACAGUACGAGUAGGCAGAAGAGCUACGGUCUUCUUUGGCUGAAAGGAAAGCCAGGUUCGGGUAAAUCAACACUGAUGAAAGAGGCUUUUCGCCGGGCGGCGUCGGGGCAGGCCAAGUCACACCAUACUACUGCUGCCUUCUUCUUCAAUGCCAAAGGGGAUACACUCGAGCGCUCGUGCCUCGCGCUUUUCCAGUCCUUGCUAUACCAACUUCUGCCUGGAGACAUAGAGAGCCUCCAGCGCUUCCACAAGAUGUGGGAAGAAAAAGUCAAAUUCAGGAGAGGGAGUACGCGGCCAGAGAUGUCUAUUUGGACAGAGCUAGAGCUGAAAUCCUUCUUUGAGUCGGUGCUGCUCAGCCAGACGAGGAGAACAAUCAUUUUCAUUGAUGCUUUGGAUGAAUGCGAUGAGACCAUGCUACGACCGAUGGCCUAUUUCUGGAGGUCAAUAACUGAGUCGGCCUUUGUUCAAAGAGCUCAUCUCAGUGUCUGUCUAUCCAGCAGGCACUUCCCCACAAUCACCUUGGAUGACUGUCCUGAGAUUAUCGUUGAGCAGCACAACAGUGACGAUAUUGUGGCAUAUGUGGACCAAAAGCUUCGAGUCUGCGUGCCCGACCAAGAUCCGCACUGGAAACACCUAAGAGGAAGUAUUCUGAACAAGUCUGAUGGUGUGUUUCUCUGGGUAGUCUUGGUGAUAGAAGACGUGCUUAGAAGCUGGGAUGAUGGCAGAGGAAUGCCGUACCUAACCAGACUGGUCACGAAUGUGCCAAAGGAACUCGAAAAAUUGUUCUCCAGCAUGUUUUAUAACCUUGAUCAGGAUGAAAAGCGAACAGCUACCAGGCUUUUCCAGUGGGUAAUCCUAGGAACGAAACCAUUUAGCCUUCACGAGUGGCAUCACAUAAUGGCCUUCAUUUGGCAGCCUUCGAUUACAUCACUCAAAGAGUGGCGUCAGUCGGUCCAUUUUACCGAUAGCGACGAGCAGCUUGUAAAGCAGAUCAGGAGAAUCUCAAAGGGCUUGGUGGAACUGAAGAGCAUUGGAGCAGGUGAUUUACAAGACGAGGGAGUCGAAUUAUUGUCCGUUUAUGCAGGAGCGGGAUCGCUUAAUCGAGAGCAAGGCAAUACUAGGAUCGUCCAGGUCAUACACGAAUCAGUGCGCGAUUUCUUCUUAAAAGGCAAUGGGCUUUCUAUGCUUGAUUCGAGUCUAUGGGUCAACCCGAUCGGCAAUAGCCAUCUUUCGAUUAUCAACACCUGCUUGGAUUACAUCAAUAUCAAAGAACUUGAUGGACUCGUCAAGGCGAGGAUUCACGCAGCUCGCCGCCACGAAGACAGUUUGAAGAUUUUGGAAAAUGGCAAUAAAGGCCCAACUCGUUUCAAUGAUGUGGCGGCUCGAAAUUUGGCACUUUACUACAAACACCGGCUGCAACAUGGCAAGCAAUCGGCGACAGGAGAAGAAGAUGCAUCCGUGUUUGAUGUGCUGAGAUCUUUGGACGACGCUCCAGGUGUGGAUAUCGUUGAAUGGAUGGCAAAGGGAGGCGCUAUUCCCGGCGAGCAAUCUGAACCGGACGGGUCCCUCUGUAAAUCCGAGUCGUGCUCCUCUCAGCUGAGUCGGUCACGAAUACUGGAAGAUGACCCUGCGCUUCUCUCAUACGCCACAUUCAGACUGUUCACUCAUGCUCAACUGGCUGAACGAUGCAAAGUCGACCCAAGCCCUGUGGUAAAGCGCUUGAGUGAUAGAGCAACAUGGGCUCGCUGGGUUACACUCAGAGAGGACGUACCAGAAGGGACGGAAAUGCUCGCUUUCGCUGCUUAUAUGGGCCUAUCGUCGUGGGCGAAGGCCAACGAUGUUAUUGAGGUUUUGGGUUUCGAUGAGAUGAUCUGCCAGGAGCAGCAAACGAAGCAAAACAAGAAUGCCAGCCGUGCAAGACGCCGUAGGGAAGCAAGGCUCAAGAGAAACAAAGCUUGUGGCAUACAGCAACCUAAUACUGUCCCCGAUAUACGGCAACCUGAUACAUGUAUUCUCCCCGACAUGCAGCGACCUGAUGCUACCAUCCCCGAUGAUCCGCUCUUCACACGCACGCAUGAUUGGAGCGGAGACUUUCGAGUUUCUCCCGAUGACUUCCACAUGCCUGAUGAAUCCGACCUGCAGCAACCCGGUACCGUCGCUGAUAACUUGUUCGAACCUGCUUGGAACCUGUCCACCGAGUGGUUUCCACCAUCGCCGUCCGUUCCCGGCCGACCUGGAAGUGUCGCAAGCUUUAGCUCUGCGGGCAGUCACAAUGUCAGUCCCUGGGCAUAA
Molecule: messenger RNA, 3495 nt
Organism: Trichoderma aggressivum f. europaeum
Lineage: Eukaryota; Fungi; Ascomycota; Sordariomycetes; Hypocreales; Hypocreaceae
Exons: 4
Coding region: 1-3495 (1164 amino acids)
Source: RefSeq, a predicted model, not a curated record